AAGCAUACCACACACCGUAGCGGUCAUGGCGAAAGCACUAGCAGCCCUUCUCGCCCCACUCUCAGCAUGGUCGUCUCUAGUCAACCUGACGGUUCCGGAACCAUACCUCGACGAAGUUUUCCAUGUCCGUCAAGCGCAGAGCUACUGCAAUGGUCGGUUUGACAUCUGGGAUCCCAAGAUCACCACACCGCCUGGGCUUUACUACCUCUCCUACGGCUUUUCCAAGACCGCGGCUUUCUUCCAAACGUCCCUGGGUCUAGGCGAUGGCCUUUCAGCCCUCAAUUGCAGCUUGGGCACACUACGGGCAGGCAAUGUUCUUGGACUUAUACUGCUUGUGCUUGUUAUCCGGGCAGCCUACACCUUGCGGACGAGAGAUGAUGUCGCCAGCCGCAGCUUCGUUUUCGAUCACGCCGCAUUGAACAUCGCGCUUUUCUCACCAUUGUUCUUCUUCUCCGCGCUAUACUAUACAGACAUAUGGUCGGCUGCUUUUGUAUUGGUUUCUUACCUGUUCCUUCCCGGCCUGCACCAUACAGACUCCUCCGCGUGGGCUCGCUCUCUUGCACUCUUCAUGGUUGGACUUGCAAGCCUGCUGUUCCGACAGACCAACAUCUUCUGGGUCGCAGUGUUUCCGGCCGGCCUUACUCUAGUGCAGCAGCUUGAUCGUGGGCAUCAGGCGGUGAAGGAUUCGAUGUACUGCCGAACGGAGGGGUUUGGCGACAAUAUUUACAGCAUUGCGAAGACGAGCUGGAAGUUGGAGGUCGUCUACGAUCCGCCGAUGAAGGAUGCCGAGAUGGACGAUUUUGUGAAGACGCUCGUCUCCAUCACAGCAUGCACCGCCAAGCUAGUCACACAUCCCAAACGACUUAUCCGGGUCGUUGUAAAGCUCGCACCUUUUCUCGCGCUGCUCAUCGUGUUCGCCGCUUUCGUCUCCAUCAACGGCGGCGUCGUGCUGGGCGACAAAUCGAACCAUGUUGCGGCGCUGCAUCUACCGCAAAUGCUGUACAUCUGGCCCUUCAUUGUCUUCUUCUCCUGGCCGCUCCUCUACCCCUACUUGCUGCUGAUGCCGGUCUCAUUCCUUGCCUGGCUACCGGCUUUUACCAGCCUAGAAUCAACACAAACGUUCAAGCGGCGUCGUCUGCUUCCACGGCUCUGGCUGGUGGGACUCGGUCUCGGCGUGGCUUGCCUUACCGUAUACGGCAAUACUGUGGUUCACCCUUUCACUCGGGCGGACAACCGCCAUUACAUCUUCUACGUAUUCCGCUACCUACUGGACCCAUGGUGGAUACGCUACGCUGUCACGCCUGUGUAUAUCAUAUGCGCAUGGGCGUGCUUGCAAACACUAGGAGGCGGACCUCCUGCUGACUACCCAUUCCAGCGCUCCGACUCUCGCGAAGGCCGGCCGUUACCUCUACCAGAUGGCCAGCACUCGGCGACCACCUCGUUCGCCCUCGUCUGGCUUAUGACUACAGCCCUGCAGCUGAUCACCGCGCCGUUGGUGGAGCCUAGGUACUUCAUUCUGCCGUGGAUCUUCUGGCGUAUGCAUGUACCACUACGCUCGCCACCGAAGGGCUCAAAGGCCAAGGAAGGCACCCAAGCACAACUGACCUUCUCGUCAUUGUGGGAAGAGUACGAUCACCGGCUGUGGCUGGAGACUGUGUGGCUGCUAUUCAUUAAUGCCGUGACCGGCUACAUGUUCUUGUAUAGAGGCUUUACGUGGCUGCAAGAGCCGGGCAAAGUACAGCGCUUUAUGUGGUAGAUGGAGCUAUCUUUGACAAGUCGUGGCGACGACACUUCAGUCACUCUUGGCUUCCAGUAUUCGCACCCACCGUUUUCCAUGGUCUAAGGAUGUGGAGAGCUGCGCUAUAUGCUAUAGCUAUCUGUGGGCAGCUUCGCUCGACGAGACGCACGAAGUGGCCAGGCGUCGCACUCACGGGCCCACUCCCACGUAUCGGACCUGACCUGAUCAGCCUUAAUUACAACUUCACUAGUCGUCAAGUAGCUCAAUCACGGUGGCAUCGGCCGUGCGGCAGGCUUUCUUCAGGCGAUGUUCAAGAACCUCGAUGUCGUCGUUGUCAUCUUCCACAUCUUCAUCACGCUCUCUCUUGAGCUCCUUCUUGAUCGUGGGUUCUUUCUUGAUGUUG
Messenger RNA from Baudoinia panamericana UAMH 10762, 2141 nucleotides. Its product is annotated as glycosyltransferase family 59 protein. Gene Ontology annotation, molecular function: dolichyl pyrophosphate Glc2Man9GlcNAc2 alpha-1,2-glucosyltransferase activity. Bases 26 to 1756 code for a protein of 576 amino acids. NCBI's taxonomy places the organism in Eukaryota, Fungi, Ascomycota, Dothideomycetes, Mycosphaerellales, Teratosphaeriaceae. The record is from RefSeq and is a predicted model, not a curated record. Gene Ontology annotation, cellular component: endoplasmic reticulum. The transcript has 3 exons. Gene Ontology annotation, biological process: dolichol-linked oligosaccharide biosynthetic process; protein N-linked glycosylation.